AUUAGCAGUAAGGCGGGAAUGUGGUUUAUUCGCAAUGGGAAAUGUUUUCGGCAGACAGGGUCGAGUCACCAGUCGAGUGACAGAUCAGGACAGGGUGAUAUUGCAACUGAAACAGCAGAGAGAUAAACUGAAACAAUAUCAGAAGAAAAUCACAUUACAGCUGGAGAAAGAGAGACAUCUGGCCAAACAGCUCCUGAAGGAUGGCAAGAAGGAACGAGCUCUUCUGCUGCUCAAAAAGAAACGCUACCAAGAUCAGCUGCUGGACAAGACCGACAUCCAGAUAGCCAACCUGGAGCGCAUGGUUCAAGAUAUUGAAUUUGCUCAGAUUGAAAUAAAGGUCAUUGAGGGUUUAAAGGCUGGAAAUGACUGUCUCAAGCAAAUGCACGAGGUCAUGUCUAUUGAGGAGGUGGAGAGAAUACUGGAGGAAACGCAGGAGGCCAUUGAGUAUCAGAAGCAAAUUGAUGAACUGCUGGCAGUUUUUUUGACAGCGGAGGAUGAGGAUGCUGUGUUAGCAGAGCUGGAGGCCAUCACUCAGGGACAAGACAUAACCCUUCCAGAAUUACCCACGGAUCCAUUGCCAGCGGUGCCUACGGGGGAGACAGAAUUAAAAGAGGCACCAAUCAAGCCGGAGCGAGAGAUGCUGGCAGCGUAGUGUUUGAUGCUGCAACCUGCCUCAUCGCUUUGUUUCGAAUGAAAGGAAGAGCUAGGGGAAUGUAAUUGGCAGAAAAGAAGGCUUUCAUAGGAUAUUUAAUAGGCACGCAUCA
Sinocyclocheilus anshuiensis is the source of this 764-nucleotide messenger RNA. RefSeq names its product charged multivesicular body protein 6-like. The transcript has 8 exons. Gene Ontology annotation, biological process: vesicle budding from membrane; late endosome to vacuole transport via multivesicular body sorting pathway. Gene Ontology annotation, cellular component: ESCRT III complex; multivesicular body. The coding region runs from base 35 to 652 and encodes 205 amino acids. The record is from RefSeq and is a predicted model, not a curated record. NCBI's taxonomy places the organism in Eukaryota, Metazoa, Chordata, Actinopteri, Cypriniformes, Cyprinidae.